AUGCCUCAGAAGACCACCAGCAAGUAUUUGCUGAUGAUACCAAUAUUCAAUCGACUAGCUUUCGGGCAGUGUUGUCGUUUUGUUAACCAUCUUUCGGGACUGAAAUUGGACGAGGAGAAGAAGGCCAUCAUUUCCGAGAGAACUGCCAAGUACUACGAGGAGUAUGAGGAAGCUGCUCGUGUUCUGGAGAAGGCUAAGAGCGACGCUGCUGCCUCUGGUUCAUACUUUGUCGAGGCUGAGCCAAACUUGGUCCUUGUUGUUAGAAUCAAGGGUAUCAACAAGAUUGCUCCAAAGCCAAGAAAGGUUUUGCAGUUGUUGAGACUUUUGCAAAUCAACGCCGCUGUUUUCGUUAGAAUCACUAAGGCCACUGCUGAGCUUUUGAGAUUGGUUGAGCCAUACGUCGCUUAUGGUUACCCAUCUCUGGAGACUGUUAGGGAGUUGAUCUACAAGAGAGGAUACGGUAAGCUUAACAAACAAAGAGUUCCUUUGACCGACAACGAUAUCAUCGAGAAGGUUUUAGGUCAAUACGGUAUCAUCUCCAUUGAGGAUUUGAUCCACGAGAUCUACACCGUUGGCCCAAACUUCAAGCAAGCCAACAACUUCUUGUAUCCAUUCAGACUCUCCAACCCAGACGGUGGAUGGGGUGUCAGAAGAAAGUUCUUCCACUACAUUCAAGGUGGUGCUACUGGUAACAGAGAAGAGCACAUCAACAGCUUGGUCAAGAAGAUGAACUAA
Messenger RNA from Komagataella phaffii GS115, 735 nucleotides. Its product is annotated as 60S ribosomal protein L7. Gene Ontology annotation, biological process: maturation of LSU-rRNA from tricistronic rRNA transcript (SSU-rRNA, 5.8S rRNA, LSU-rRNA). The record is from RefSeq and is a predicted model, not a curated record. Gene Ontology annotation, molecular function: RNA binding; structural constituent of ribosome. NCBI's taxonomy places the organism in Eukaryota, Fungi, Ascomycota, Pichiomycetes, Pichiales, Pichiaceae. The transcript has 2 exons. The coding region runs from base 1 to 735 and encodes 244 amino acids. Gene Ontology annotation, cellular component: cytosolic large ribosomal subunit.